This is a messenger RNA of Ananas comosus (pineapple), 408 nucleotides long. RefSeq lists its product as uncharacterized. The transcript has 3 exons. The record is from RefSeq and is a predicted model, not a curated record. Bases 1 to 408 code for a protein of 135 amino acids. NCBI's taxonomy places the organism in Eukaryota, Viridiplantae, Streptophyta, Magnoliopsida, Poales, Bromeliaceae.
AUGCAAUUAGUCGGUAAAGAGACAGGAUUAGGAUGGAAUCAUGUAAGGGGUACCAUUGAUGCCAGUCUUGAAUGGUGGGAGGAGAAAUUAAAGGUACUAUCUGAAACUGCAAAGUUUCGUGACACGGGGUUGGAGAAUGCUGCACUACGACAAGUUAUGUUUUCGAAAACCAUUGCUUUAGGUGACACGGCAUGGACACCGGCUUUAGGGACAAUGCCUCCCGAUCCAUACCGUUCAUGUAAUUUAGAGGAAGGUAGUGGAGACUCGGGUGAAGACAUCAAUGUGGCAACCAUAAAUCUUGAACCCGGUGAUUUUGAGGUUACUCCUUUAAGUGAUAAAGGAAAGAAAAGAAUUGAUGAAAUGAGACGAGUAAAGGGGAGUGGAGUGGGGCUCUCCUCUGCUGCAUAA